CGGUUCAAACCGGAAAUAAAAGAGAGUUGGUUAGGGCAGUUUAGAAAGAGUGUUUGUGUAUAAAGCACGAUAAGCCCCAGCUAGCGGUUUAGGGCGCAAAAGAAGAAACGAAGCCGUAGAAGAGGGCUCCUCCUUGUCCGAGCAAACUUAUCUCUAUUUUCCUUUCAAGAAAGAUGGAUCGGUACCAGAGAGUGGAGAAGCCGAGAGCAGAUACACCAAUUGACGAGAACGAGAUUCGAAUUACUAGUCAAGGAAGGAUGCGUAGCUAUAUCUCUUAUGCCAUGAGUCUGCUUCAAGAAAAGGGCUCAAAUGAAAUUGUAUUCAAGGCGAUGGGAAGAGCCAUCAACAAGACCGUGACCAUCGUGGAGUUAAUUAAGAGAAGAAUUGUUGGUCUCCAUCAAAUCACGUUGAUUGGAUCCACGGACAUAACAGAUACAUGGGAACCUCUUGAGGAAGGCCUCCUUCCAUUGGAAACCACAAGGCAUGUUUCAAUGAUCACAAUAACCCUUUCCAUGAAAGAACUGAAUACAUCUUCUGUUGGGUAUCAGCUCCCAUUACUUGCCGAGCAGGUGAAGGCAUUCACAGAUUUUGAGUAUGAAGGAGAUGGUUCACCUAGCGGCCGUGGUAGGGGACGGGGUGGUAGAGGAAGGGCAAGGAGUAGAGGGAAUGGAUUUGUGUUUGCUGAGCAUGAGGAUGGGGGUUGGGAUCGCAACCGGGGCUUUCCCAGGGGCAGGGGUCGAGGCAGAGGGCGUGGAUUCCGUGGCCGUGGAAGGGGAGGAUUUAAUGCACCUCAUGGUGAUACACAACAAGAUGGCGGUUAUAAUUAUGACGCUCCUCCACAAGGCCGUGGAGUCUCACCAUGGAUUUGUGCCAGCACCAAUUCAAAAUGCCUUUUUGUCUUUCAUGGUGCACUAACUUGUUGCGUAUUGAUUGCAGGUCGUGGCCGUGGGAGGGGGAAUCGUGGGAGGGGCCGAGGAUUUAGAUCUAAUGGGCCGAUCCCUGCAGCCGCGUAAGAUGCUCAUUUUUGGCUUUGUUUAGAAUCGAGUGCAGAUGUUAGUGUUUGUUGCCUUCUUUAUCAUCUUUUUAUCCCUUUUCAUUUUGGUUUUUUUAUUGUACCCAAGUUGUAGUAGUAGUAGUUUUAACUUUAGGACGUUCAUGUGUAACCACCAUAGAUUAAUCCUUUUAGUUUGAAACCACUGCGCCUCUUGGGGCUAUUAUUUUUUUGUGGUGGCUGUAGUUUGGGGUGCUUGAUCAGUUGUAAUCUUCUUAAUUUCUACCUAGCAGUGUUCUUUAA
Molecule: messenger RNA, 1294 nt
Organism: Populus trichocarpa (black cottonwood)
Lineage: Eukaryota; Viridiplantae; Streptophyta; Magnoliopsida; Malpighiales; Salicaceae
Exons: 9
Coding region: 174-1013 (279 amino acids)
Molecular function (GO): RNA binding
Source: RefSeq, a predicted model, not a curated record